AGAGAAUCAUUAACAGUGACUGAGAAUCAUGGCAGAAGUUGCUCCAGCAGCCGCACCGGCUAAAGCUCCGGCUAAAGCACCGAAGAAGAAGACCGCUACCAAGGCUAAAAAAGAUGGACCCAGCCUCCCCAAACUCAUCGUGGCCGCCGUGGCCGACUCCAAGGAGCGCAAGGGAGUUUCUCUGGCGGCGCUCAAGAAGGUCCUGGCCGGGAAAGGCGUAGAUGUGGCCAAGGCCAACAAGCGCAUCAACACCGCGGUUACCAAGCUUGUGACAAAGGGAACUCUUAGUCAAACUAAAGGGACUGGAGCAUCCGGGUCCUUCAAGCUCGCUGCGAAGGAGCCCAAAGCCGCCAAACCGACCAAGAAGGUGGUGAAGAAGAAGGCUCCCGCCAAGGCAAAGAAACCAGCUCCCAAGAAAGCCACAACACCCAAGAAACCCGCCGCUAAGAAAACAGCAGCCAAGAAAUCUCCGAAGAAGGCAGCGGCCAAGAAAGCUCCCAAAAAGGUGGUCAAGAAGAGCCCCAAAAAGAGCCCGAAGAAGCCCGCCGCUAAGAAGCCAAAGGCUGCUAAGAAGCCUGCAGCCAAGAAAACGGGAGCCAAAAAACCCGCAGCGAAGAAGGCCAAGAAAUAAACAUCUUUUCUCCUCCAACCACUGCUUAAGGCACCAAAGGCUCUUUUCAGAGCCACCACUUCUACAAAUUAAGACAUUCCUGUAAAUAAUCUGCUAUU
Poeciliopsis prolifica (blackstripe livebearer) is the source of this 729-nucleotide messenger RNA. RefSeq names its product histone H1-like. Lineage: Eukaryota; Metazoa; Chordata; Actinopteri; Cyprinodontiformes; Poeciliidae. Gene Ontology annotation, cellular component: nucleosome. Gene Ontology annotation, molecular function: DNA binding; structural constituent of chromatin. The transcript has a single exon. The record is from RefSeq and is a predicted model, not a curated record. Gene Ontology annotation, biological process: nucleosome assembly. Bases 29 to 631 code for a protein of 200 amino acids.